AUGUCAAUUGGUAAAAUGAACGAGUUAAAAGUGCAUAGUGAUGAUUGGAACUUAUAUGUAGAAAGAUUAGAACAGUACUUUGUGGUGAAUAACGUUCCGGCGGAUAUGCAAGUACCGACAUUAAUUACCGUUAUGGGGGCAGAAGGGUACGAAUUACUAGUUAAUUUAUGUACUCCAGAUAAACCAAAAUCAAAAUCGUUUGCUAAAAUAGCGGAAAUAAUGCAAAAACAUUUACAACCCAAACCCAGCCCAUUAACGGAACGAUACAAGUUGCGUAACCGGAAACAAAAGGACGGUGGGAGCAUCGCAGACUACGUAGCGAUACUUAAAAAAAUGUCGAUCGGAUGCGAGUUUCGAGAGGGUUUAGAAGAAAGUUUGAGGGACCAGUUAGUGUGUGGGGUCAGGAGUGAAGCUAUUCGACAGCGUUUGUUCGCUGAGGAAAAGUUGGGCUUCGUAAAAGCAUACACCUUAUCCAUGAGCUUUGAAGCAGCGGAAAGAAAUGCAGCGGUAAUAGAGGGACAAGAUGUACAUGGGAAAGUGACGGCAUCGGCGCAGUGCUCACGGUUUGAAACUGAAGAAGGAGAAAUGCGCAUUUUUUGA
Leptidea sinapis is the source of this 600-nucleotide messenger RNA. RefSeq lists its product as uncharacterized. NCBI's taxonomy places the organism in Eukaryota, Metazoa, Arthropoda, Insecta, Lepidoptera, Pieridae. The transcript has 2 exons. Bases 1 to 600 code for a protein of 199 amino acids. The record is from RefSeq and is a predicted model, not a curated record.